AUGCCUUCAUGCAAUCACUCCAUUCCUCAGCCCACGAUAUUCACCCUGGCUGGAAUCCCAGGCUUGGAAUCCUCUCAAGGCUGGUUUUCUGUACCCUUUUUCUUGAUAUUUGUAAUAACUAUCAUAGGAAAUAUCACCAUCUUAAGUAUCAUUUGGAUAGAGAGGAGUCUCCAUGAGCCGAUGUUUCUUCUCUUGGCUACACUAUCAGUUGUGGACCUAUGUCUAGUUAUAGUCACUGUACCACGAAUGUUAGGAAUCUUCUGGAUGAAUGCCAAAGAAAUCAGCUUUGAUGCCUGCCUCACACAAAUGUUUUUCAUCCCUUCCUUUUAUGUAAUGGAAUCAGGAAUCCUCUUGGCCAUGGCUUUUGAUAGAUUUGUGGCUAUUUGUUAUCCUCUGAGGUACACAACCAUCCUUGAUAACAGCAUGCUUCUGAAGAUGGUACUAGCUAUACUGGCAAGAGCAGUGACAGUGCUGACCCCUGCACCCAUCCUGACAAAAAGACUGGAACAAUUCCAAACCAAGGUCAUUGCUUACUCCUACUGUGCCUACAUGGCUCUGGUGAUGAUUGCUUGCGGAGACAUCACCAACCACAUUGUUUAUGGCCUGCUGGUUAUUGUAGCAUCUGUGGGUGUUGAUCUAGUUUUUGUCAUUUUGUCAUAUAUACUAAUCCUCCAUGCUGUCUUUCAUAUUCCAUCUUGGCAAGCCCGGAGCAAAGCUCUCAGCACAUGUGGUUCUCAUCUUUGUGUCAUUGGUCUGUUUUACUCACCAGUUGUCUUUUCUGUCUUAUCUCAGAUUUUAGGGUACCAUAUGGCUCCCUAUUUACAGAUUAUAAUAGACAAUUUGUAUUUCCUGGUGCCUCCCAUGGUCAACCCCUUAAUAUAUGCAGCACGAACCAAACAGAUGCGGGAGUGGGUGUUUCAGGUUCUCAGCUGUCACAGAGAUUGA
Molecule: messenger RNA, 945 nt
Organism: Cricetulus griseus (Chinese hamster)
Lineage: Eukaryota; Metazoa; Chordata; Mammalia; Rodentia; Cricetidae
Source: RefSeq, a predicted model, not a curated record